UUUUUAUUCCUGGUUAAUUCUCUCUCUUACACUUUCUUUCUUCUUUUUCAUCACUUUCACCACCCUUCACUCCACUCUACUCAAACAAGCAGCCAUGUUCGCCACCCGUCAGAUCUCCUCUAUCGCUAAACGCGCUUUCUCAACUUCUGCAUCUUCGAACGCUGCCAAGGUUGCUGUUCUUGGUGCUGCCGGUGGUAUUGGUCAGCCUUUGUCGCUCCUCCUUAAGCAGUCGAGCUUGAUCUCUCAUCUCUCUCUCUACGACAUUGUCAACACCCCCGGUGUUGCUGCUGAUUUGAGCCACAUCAACACUGACUCAAAGGUCACUGGCCAUACUCCUGACAACAAUGGUCUUAAGGAGGCCCUUACUGGCUGCGAAGUUGUUGUCAUCCCUGCCGGUGUUCCACGCAAGCCUGGUAUGACUCGUGAUGAUCUCUUCAACACCAACGCCUCUAUCGUCCGCGAUUUGGCUCAGGCCUGCGCUGAGCACUGCCCUAAGGCCCAUGUUUUGGUCAUUGCCAACCCCGUCAACUCGACCGUCCCAAUCGUUGCUGAGGUCUUCAAGAAAGCUGGUGUCUUUGACCCCAAGAGAAUCUUCGGUGUCACCACCCUUGAUGUUGUUCGUGCCUCCCGCUUUGUCGCUGAGGUUAAGAAGGUCCCCACUGAUCAGGCCAAGAUCACCGUCAUUGGUGGACACUCCGGUGUCACCAUCGUUCCUCUUCUGUCCCAGUCUGGCCAUAGCUUCACUGAGGAGGAGGUUAAGGCUUUGACCCACCGCAUCCAGUUUGGUGGUGACGAGGUCGUAAAGGCCAAGAAUGGCGCUGGCUCUGCCACCCUUUCCAUGGCUUUUGCUGGUGCUCGCUUCACCAACUCUCUCCUUGAGGCCACUGUUGCUGGUAAGAAGGGCAUUGUUGAGCCUACUUUUGUCAAGUCGGACGUCUUCGCCAAGGAGGGUGUUGAGUACUUUGCCACCAACGUUGAGCUCGGUCCCAAUGGUGUUGAGAAGAUCCACCCCGUUGGCAAUGUCAAUGAGUAUGAGAAAGGUCUUAUCAGUGCUGCUAUUCCUGAGCUCAAGGGUAACAUCGCCAAGGGCCAGAGCUUCAUCAACAAGGCUUAGAAUCUCUUCGUCUAUUUUCACAUCCCAUUAUUUUUGUUCAUAGUCUUUUUUUAUUCAAAUACAUCCAUUUACCUUGGAAUAGAAUAAAAACGUUGGUUUCUUUAUG
Molecule: messenger RNA, 1220 nt
Organism: Lobosporangium transversale
Lineage: Eukaryota; Fungi; Mortierellomycota; Mortierellomycetes; Mortierellales; Mortierellaceae
Product: malate dehydrogenase, NAD-dependent
Exons: 7
Coding region: 95-1114 (339 amino acids)
Biological process (GO): tricarboxylic acid cycle; malate metabolic process
Cellular component (GO): cytoplasm; mitochondrion
Molecular function (GO): L-malate dehydrogenase (NAD+) activity
Source: RefSeq, a predicted model, not a curated record